AGACUUGCAGAGGCAGAAACGCAGCUCUUCACUUUCUUUCCUGGUCUUUUCUCCCUUUUGUAAGCUCUGUGGAAAGAUUCAGGAUAGCGCUUUAUUCAGCAUGUUUUCCAGUGAAAUAGCAUUCAUCCAUGGGAAAGAGAAGGACUGAGAAAAUCCGACAUCUCUUGAUCACUGGGACAGAAUAUGGAAAUGUCACUGGUUUUCUUCUCUCACUUAAAUAUGUGUGAAUCCAAAGAGAAAACUUUUUUCAAACUAAUGCACGGGUCAGGAAAAGAAGAAACAAACAUCGAGGCCAAAAUCAGAGCUAAAGAAAAAAGGAAUAGACUAAGUCUUCUCCUACAGAGGCCUGACUUCCAUGGAGAGACUCACACCAGUAGAUCUGCCCUGUUGGCCAAAGAAACAAGAGUCUCCUCUGAAGAAGCACUGAAAUGGGCUGAAUCAUUUGACAAACUGCUUUCUCAUAGAGAUGGAGUAGAUGCAUUUACCAGAUUUCUUAAAACUGAAUUCAGUGAAGAAAACAUUGAAUUUUGGGUUGCCUGUGAAGACUUCAAGAAAUGCACGGAACCUCAACAACUCAUCCUAAAAGCAAAAUCAAUAUAUGAGAAAUUCAUUAAAAAUGAUGCCCCUAAAGAGGUUAACCUUGAUUUUCAUACUAAAGAAGUAAUUACUAAGAGCAUCGCCCAGCCCACUCUCCACAGUUUUGAUGCAGCACAAAGCAGAGUGUGUCAGCUCAUGGAACACGACAGUUAUAAACGCUUUCUGAAAUCCGAGAUCUACUUACAUUUGAUAGAGGGAAGACCUCAGAGACCAACAAAUCUUAGGAGGCGAUCGCGAUCCUUUACCUACAAUGAGUUCCAAGACGUAAAAUCAGAUGUUGCCAUUUGGUUAUGAGUAAAAGUCAUUUUUUUUCUUUUGAUAAUACAUGUGUACAUCUGCUUCUAAAAAUAUAGCAUGUGUAUAGUACGAAAUGAUUUCACUUUUAAAAUACACCAGGCAGAAGUAUUUUAAAUGUAAGAACCUUUAUAUUAUACUAAAAUAAUUCAUCGUCUAUUUUCCCAUAUAUUUGAUGAAAAUCAUAUCUUCUAUAUUAUUCAUAAUAAAAAUCUUUAUUUCUACAAUAGAUGUCAGUAAGAAGAAGCUUUGUAAAUUGUUAAAGUAAAAUGAAAACUCUGCAGUAAUGUCACGUCUAGUUUGGAUUAUAUUUCUAAGCAAAAACAAUGUAUUUAGAUAAGUAUAUAAAUACAGAUGAUAUUUGACAUCAUGAAGGAUUGGGGCAUACAGAGACGACCCAUCUCUUUUAUAACAGGGAAGGAUGGAUAUUUAUUGUUGCAUACUCAUUCUGACUCCAGAUUAGCUGUUGGUCACUUCCAUUUUUAAGCAAGCCAAAAGAUGUGUUAUAAAGAUGUAUUUCUCUCUACAUAUUAAAUGGGACUGUCUUAACCCAGGUAUGUAUCUGAGACUUCACUCUGCAGUCAGAUGUACCCUGAGGAACAAUUCCCCAUUAGAGAGAGCAACACUCCUGUUCACACCCGCAUGCUCAUGCUAAUGAUCUCCAAUAUCUGCAGAGUGGGCCACCUUCUAUCUCAAUAAGUGACUGAGCCACAUUAAAAUAACACCAAUCAGUGCUUGAAUGAUGAUGACGAUGGCAUACUUCCACACAAGCAUUUAUGUCUCACAUUUGGAAUUUUAAAGUUGGUGUAGAAGUCCAAACAGAGAGAUAGUGAAAAGUAAAAUCCACAAAUUUGACAACAUUGACAUCAUCCAACCCUGUUCUCUCAUUACGUUCUUUCAAUUCUUGCCUAAUACUAUAUUAUACAGUAAGGUUAUACUAAUAAAUAAACUCUAUUUUACAAAAAUGUUUAAUUGCAAUGUGUUAUGCAGUCUAUAAAUGUUUGUAUUAAAGAUGAAAUGCUUUCAAAUUAAUAAAUGCUCUUGUCUUCAUAGAAGUGUAUAACAAAUUUAACAUCUAUCAUAAUAAAGUGUUAAAACUUAA
Molecule: messenger RNA, 1993 nt
Organism: Rattus norvegicus (Norway rat)
Lineage: Eukaryota; Metazoa; Chordata; Mammalia; Rodentia; Muridae
Gene: Rgs18
Product: regulator of G-protein signaling 18
Exons: 5
Coding region: 184-891 (235 amino acids)
Cellular component (GO): cytoplasm
Source: RefSeq, marked validated